GUGCCGUAAAGUACCAGUGUUGUGUUUGGAAAUUUGACCACUCGUCCUCUGAGGUGACAGCUCUCGGUCGUCCUUCAGUCAACUCAGAAAUAGUGCUCCUUUCGGAUAAAGCAGAUAUUAUCUUAACGUUAAAUCAUGGCAGGGACAAUUGCACGUAAAGCCAUUGACCACCUCAAGAGCAAAGAGUUCCGGGAUUAUUUGAUGAGUACGCAUUUCUGGGGUCCUGUAGCAAACUGGGGUCUUCCUAUAGCAGCCAUCACAGAUAUGAAGAAGAGCCCCGAAAUCAUCAGUGGCAGGAUGACUUUUGCUUUGUGCUGUUAUUCACUGCUGUUUAUGAGGUUCGCUUACAAGGUUCAGCCACGCAACUGGUUACUGUUUGCUUGUCAUUUGACCAACGAGACAGCACAGCUAAUCCAGGGAAGCCGUCUCAUCAAGUACAACAUGGAGAAGAAGAUGGGAUCUUAGUGGCAGAGUGAAGCACAUACAGGACGACUGCAGAAUGCUGCUUUAACACAUCAGAAUUUAUUCAUCUAAACAUCUUCUCUAAUCAGUGAAACUACUGCACCUAUGUCAUUUUUUUAAACCUGGUGUUACCAAGAUUAACCGCUGUUAAAAAUUUGUCACUUUAAAACUUAGGCCUUUUGCCAAGAAUAAAGGUCAACUGCUGUGAUUUCUUUUUCUAUUUCUUCACAUUGACACACCAAGUUUUAAUGUGGAAGAAUGUACACCAAGCUAACCAGCCUGACAGUUGGAUGCCUUACACACAGGCCAGUGACUUUUGUCCAAACAAUCAUCUUAUUUGAAUAAUAAUCAUUAUAUUGUGUCCUCAUGAGAAACUGAUAUUUAUAGAGAGCUGAGGCUGAAGUCAGUGCAAAUAUGUCCACAUUAUGUCAGUGCAAUACUGGCUGUGCAUGUAGAUUUUCAUCCAUUUAGCUUUUUCUUAAACGCACAAAACACGUAAUUGAGCCUCUCUGAUGCUCCUUAAGCCAGGAUAUUAUUUUCUAAAAUGUAUGUGUAGUGUUAUGUACAAUUGUAUUUCCAGUUUAACAUAAUUUUAGCCAGUUUGAGAAGUAACUGCAGUUUUUAAUUAAACUAAAUAUUUAGAUAUCUUGAUAUUAAAGCAAAAAACUUCACACAUUAUAUGUCCCUGUAAUCAGGCUGGAAGCUAAAACCAGAUUAUUAUCCUAGAAGGUCGAGCAAGGAAGCUCCUCCUGUCUGUGUUGACCAAACAUGUUGUUGCUUUAAAUAGUGUAGCAUUCACAUAAAUUUAUGGUCAUUAUUUGAUUCAUUUGAUUUUCUCUGAUUAAUUUGUGAAUUCUGUAGGUUUGUUUAAAUAAACUGGAUUGGGGCCUAA
Molecule: messenger RNA, 1354 nt
Organism: Melanotaenia boesemani (Boeseman's rainbowfish)
Lineage: Eukaryota; Metazoa; Chordata; Actinopteri; Atheriniformes; Melanotaeniidae
Gene: mpc1
Product: mitochondrial pyruvate carrier 1
Exons: 5
Coding region: 136-465 (109 amino acids)
Biological process (GO): pyruvate import into mitochondria
Cellular component (GO): mitochondrial inner membrane
Source: RefSeq, a predicted model, not a curated record